Ichthyophthirius multifiliis is the source of this 851-nucleotide messenger RNA. Its product is annotated as myb-like DNA-binding domain protein. The record is from RefSeq and is a predicted model, not a curated record. Gene Ontology annotation, biological process: regulation of DNA-templated transcription. NCBI's taxonomy places the organism in Eukaryota, Ciliophora, Oligohymenophorea, Hymenostomatida. Gene Ontology annotation, cellular component: nucleus. Gene Ontology annotation, molecular function: DNA-binding transcription factor activity, RNA polymerase II-specific; RNA polymerase II cis-regulatory region sequence-specific DNA binding. The annotation marks the transcript as partial. The transcript has 2 exons.
UUAAAAAAAAUAAAAAUAAAUUAAAAUUUAUGUUUGAAAUUCAAAUUCCAUAAAAUUCUAUCCAUCACAUUUCGAAUGAAAACUAAUCUCUUCAAUCAAUAAAAUUAAACCUACAAGAAGUUUUGGAAAAAGCUUCAGAAGAGGGAAUCUUAGCUGAAGAUUAAUCAAACAAUCUAUAAUAAUCUGAAUAAAAGGAUAAAACUAAAAGUGAAUAAUGUAAUUCUGUAUAAAAAUCUAUUCACAAAUAGAAAAAUAAAAGGCAAGCAAAAGCUAAAAAGAUGCCUUGGACAGAUGAGUAAGAUUAAAAAAUAAUCGAAUUAGUAUAAGAACAUGGUCCAUAAAAAUGGACAUAUAUAGCAGAACAUAUUCCUGGAAGAAUAGGUAAAUAAUGUCGUGAGAGAUGGUAUAAUCAUUUAAAUCCUGAAAUAAAUAAGUUUCCUUGGUAGAAAGAUGAAGAAUGGAUAUUAUUUUUAUGUCAUAGACAUUUUGGAAAUAAAUGGGCUUAUAUAACAAGAUAUUUAAGAGGAAGAACCGAUAAUGCUAUAAAGAACCAUUGGAACUCUUCGAUGAAGAAACGAAUUCCUGAGUUUAUGAAUAGAUAUAAAGAUUUGAAAGAAAAAAAUGAGAAAAUAUAAUACUCUAUUUCUGAAUAAUUUAAACAAUAAGAAAUAAAAAUAAUGAAAUUUUUAGAAAAUGAUAAGCUUUUGGAAUAAAAAGACUAGUAAGAAAAGUAAGAAAUUACAGUAAAGAAAAAAAUUAGUAAGAAAAUUUAUAAAAGUAGUAAGAAAAACAAUCAUUUUAUUACUCCUAAAGAUAAUAAUAAUACCUUGAAUGAAAAUAUUGAUAAUAGU